Messenger RNA from Pyrus x bretschneideri (Chinese white pear), 1575 nucleotides. Its product is annotated as nuclear matrix constituent protein 1a-like. Bases 76 to 1575 code for a protein of 499 amino acids. The transcript has 3 exons. The record is from RefSeq and is a predicted model, not a curated record. NCBI's taxonomy places the organism in Eukaryota, Viridiplantae, Streptophyta, Magnoliopsida, Rosales, Rosaceae.
AAGAAGAAGAAGCUCCUUCCGCCAUAGCCGUCGAUUCAAGAGCAAAUUCGAAAUCCCCAACGCAGAAGCCCAACAAUGGAGAAAAGGGAGUUGAAGCAGAGCCAUCUUGCCCAGCAAUGGAAGGACGUUUUGGGUUCUGACGGCUCGACCCGGAAUGUGCAGUUCCUGACCCGAAUCCAAGAGCUCCAGGACUACUUUGACUCGGAACGGAACUCGCUUCUGACCCGAAACCGAGAGAUUGAGGACCGGGAGAAGGAAUGGGAAGCUAAAGUUUUAAACUUUAACUUGGAAGUGGAAGCGAAAGCCCGAAAAUUGCAGGAAAUCGAGAGUUUGGCAGAGGAGAAAGGAAAAGAGGUUGAGUUUAAAACUAUAAAACUUGGUCUCAUUCAGAAAUCAAUGGUGGAAUGCUGUAAUACACUCGAAGCGAAAGAAGAAGUCAUCGGGGCAAUGGAGAAGAGGACCCGUAAACUCGAAGCGAAAAAGAGGGAACUUGAAGGAUCGGUUGAGAAGCUCGAAUUUAGACGCAGACAAGUUGAGAAACUCGGUUUGGUUGAUAGCAUGGUCACCGAAUGCCCGAAUGAGGUUCAAUUGGAAGGAAAGCAAUUGGAUUCGCGUGAAAGGUUGUUGCAAGGAUGUUCCGGUGGAGUUGAAAAGAAAGAGAGACUUGAACUGGCCAAAGAUCUUGAGUUGGAACGAAAACAAUUUGAUUCGAUUAUUCAUGAACACCGACAACAUUUUGAUUUGCAAGAAAAGAUGUUAAAAGAAGGCUCCCACGGACUUGAAAUGAAAGAGAGGCAACUUGAAGAAAAGGCCAAAGAGCUUGAUUCGGUACAAAAACAGUUUGAUUCGGUGAUUCAGGAACGCCAAAAGCAUUUGGAUUCACAAGAAAGUUCGUUGCAAGAGCGUUCCCGUGGACUUGAAGUGAAGGAUAGGCUACUUGAGGAUCAGAUCAGAGAGUUUGAAUCAAAGCAAAAGCAGUUUGAUUUGAUGAUUCAAGGACGACAACAUCGUUUGGAUUCCCAAGAAAAGAUGUUACAAGUAAGUUCCCACGGACUUGAAACGAAAGAGAAGCAACUUGAAAAACAGGCCAAAGAGCUUGAGUUGAAACAACAAAAGUUUGAUUUGAUGGUUCAUGAACACAAGAAGUAUUUGGAUACACAAGAAAAGUUGUUACAAGACUGUUUCCAUGAACUUCAAAUGAAAUGGUGGCAGGUUGAAGAACAGGCCAAAGAGCUCGAGUUGAAACGAAAACGAAAACAAUUUGAUGCAAUGGUUCAAGAAAGCCAGAAGCAAUUCAUUUCACAGGAAAAGUUGUUGGAUGAAUUCUCCAAUGGACUUGAAAUGAAAAAGAGGAACCUUGAAGAACAUUUGAAAGAGUUUGAAUCAAAUCAAAAUGUUUUUUUUUUUAUGAUUCAAGAAGACCAACGACAUUUGGGUUCCCAGAAAAAAUGGUUGCAAGAACGUUUCCAUGGACUCCAAAUGAAAGAGAGGCAAUUUGAAGAACAAGUCAAAGAGUUUGAAUCAAAACAAAAACAAUCUUAUUCGCUGAUUAAAGAACUGUUGUGCCUUGGCUGA